This is a messenger RNA of Monoraphidium neglectum, 4347 nucleotides long. RefSeq lists its product as hypothetical. The coding region runs from base 1 to 4347 and encodes 1448 amino acids. The record is from RefSeq and is a predicted model, not a curated record. Lineage: Eukaryota; Viridiplantae; Chlorophyta; Chlorophyceae; Sphaeropleales; Selenastraceae. The transcript is spliced from 4 exons.
AUGCAGAAAGCGAACGGCGACAGCGGCGGCCGCGCCGUCGGCGGCGGCAUGGCCGCUGCCGCAACCGGGCGCGCGCCGCCAGCUGCAGGGGGCCCAGGGCUGCAGGGCGACAUGGCUUUCUUCAUGCGUGUCAGCGCUGCCGGCGCGCCGCAAUCCAAGCCCGUCGCGGACACCAUGCCGGCUGCCGCUGCCGCCGCCGCUGUCAAGGGCGUGCGGGAUUUUCAGGUCUCUGGCGACGUCCUCCCCGAGGCUGCGGCGGCAGCAACAGGCCCCGAGGACAGGGGCGGGGCGUGCAGCCCCCCCGCGCAGCCGCGUGGCCCCGGGGACCUGGCGCAGCCGGAGGGGGCCGUCGCGGCGCCCGGGCCGAUGCGGCUGCGCGCCGCGCUGCCAGGCGGCGCCGAGCAGCUGCUGCAGGCGCUGCAGGAAGACAAGCAGGCGCUGCUGUGCGGCUUGGGGCCUGCUGAGGGGGGCCCCCGCUCGCCCCUGGCCUUGUGCACACUUUGGGACGGCCGCCCCGCAGAGCGGCUGCUGGCCGCGCUGGGCAGCGGCGGCGGCGGCGGCGGCCCCAAGUGCGGCGCGGCAGCGGCGGCGCAGCGCGCACAGCGGCUCGUCGCACUGGCGCUGCUGGCGCAGGCCGCGGCGGCGGUACUGGACGGCGGCGCGCGGCCGGCGCACCUCUUCCUGCGCCACAUGCUGGGGCAGCUGCCGGCGGUCGCGCCCCUGGCCGCGCGCGGCGCGGCGGCGCUGGCGGCGGCGCACGCGCGUGUUGAACGUGGCACUGGCGCUGGCGCCGGCGGCGGCGGCGGCGGCGGCGGUGGCGACCAUCCCAAACAGGAACUGCUCAGGCGGCUGCUGGUGGAGGCGCGCGCGGCGCGGCCGGGCGCCAGGGUGCUGGUGGUGGUACAAGCCAAGGCCGCCUUCACCCUGUUCGCGCCCAUCUCCGCCGCCGGCCUCCAAGCCCGCCAGCUGGACCGCGGCGGCCGCCUGCUGGGCGGCGCGGCGGCGGCCGGCUGGGCGGCGGCGGCGGGCGCGUGCGGCGCGGCGGGGUGCGUGCUGGCGACGCCGCGACACCUGAUGAACCCGGCGCUGCCUCUCAGCGGCUUCGGCUUUCUGAUCGAGUACAGCCCGGCUGCGCCCGGCGCCCAGGCGGACCCGGACCCUGCGCAGGCACCAGCGGAGGGGACGGUCGGCGCGGCGGCUGAUGAGACGGCCGCGGCUCGCGGCGGCGGCGGCGGCGGCGAGGCGGGCGGCCCGGCAGCAGCGCGGUACCUGGCUGUCUGCCGGCACUUUGAGGGGCGCCACUUCGCGAUCGACGUCGUGGCGCCAACCAUGGGGGCCCCGGCAGCAGCCGAGGAGCCGUGCCGCCCAGCUCCGAACCGCGCCGCGGGCGCUGCGCUCGAGCCUGCGCCCGCGCCGGCGCUCCCGCCCGCGCCGGCGGCGCCUGCGCCUGCGCCCACGGCCGCACCCGCGGCGACGAGGCGCCCCGUGGUCGUCAGCCGCGCCCCCUGCAGCCUGCUCACGCGGCGGCGCGACCUCUAUGAAUCAGUCCUGCGGCUGGAGCAGCCGCCGCCGCCCGGGCGGGCUGAGCCGGCAGCGGUCGCUGAGCUGGCGGAGCGGCCCUGCGAGUAUGCUGACGUCAUCCUGACGCCACGCGCGUGCGUGUGCGUUUGGAGCGCGGAGAACCUGCCGCUGGAUCUGGAGACUGCAUGCCCCUGGGAGCCCGCCCUGCAGCUGCUGGGCCAGCGGCUGCUGCGCCUCAGCUUCUGCUUCAGCGAAAUCCACUACCUUCUGGAACUCCCUCCCCCGCCCCCAAAAGCGCCCCCGCCACCCCCGCCAGCCGGGCGGGUCGGCGUCGCGGACGGGCGCGGCGCGCGCCAGGAGGCCGGGGCGCGGCGCCACGCCGCGGCGCGCGCGCUGCUUCGGGAGUCGCGCUCGCUGCAGGCGGUGGCGGCGGCGGCCGGGGUGCGGGUGCAGGUGCACCCGGCCGACGGGCGGGCGGCGGCGCAGGCCCUGCUGAGUCACCUAUCUACUGCCAUUCUUUCAGACUACUACAGCGCCCGCCCCGCCCCCGGCCCCAGCCCCACCAACGGCCCCGCCGAGGCGCCCCGAGGCGGCCGCGCACCCCUGCGCGUCCCGGACCUUCCCUCCCCCCGCGAGGCGUUCCUGCUGGCCUGCCCCGCCUUCAACCCGCUCUCGGCCGCGCUGCUGGCGUCCCUGGGGCUGCCGCUACGUGACAUCAUCGCGGCAGCGCUGGCGGGCCGCGGGAAUCAGGUGGCUCCUGAGCUGCCGGACCACUGCUGGGGCCUGGCCGCAGCGCACUGGGCGGCGCGCCCGCCGGACGAGGUGGUGUCGGCCCUUCGGAAUCAGCUGCAGCUGCAGUUGGCGGAAGAGCAGCAGCAGCAGCAGCAGCAGCAGCAGCAGCAGCAGCAGCAGCAGCAGCAGCAGCAGCAACAGCUGUGCGAGGAGGCCGUGAUGCAGCAGCAGGAGCGGGCGCAGCAGCAGGCCUGGCGGCGGCAGCAGCAGCAGCAGCAACAGCAGGGUGAUGUGACGGGUUUAGAACCCAGCGACCAGCACGUAGAGUUUUCGGAUGUGGAGAUGCAGCAGCAGCAUGCGAAUGCUGCAGCAGAGGAGCAGCAGUGGCGCCAGCUGGCUGGGCUGGCAGCCCGGCAGCAAGCACACAGCCAGCAACAGAUGGGUUGCGAGCCGCGGCAGGGCCGAGUGUGGCGAGAGGAGGAGGGCUUGUGGGAGCUGUCUUGGCAACAGCAACAGCAGCAGCAGCAGCAGCAGCAGCAGCAGCAGCAGCAGCAGCAGCAGCAGCAGCAGCAGCAGCAGCAGCAGCAGCAGGAUGAGCAAAGGGGUCAGAGGCAGGCGCCCUGGUCCGCGCAACCACUCAGCACACACGGCGAAGAGUGGGGUGGCGAAGGGUGGGGUUCGCAGCCGGGGCACCGCCGAGAACCAGGGGCCGCCCCGACGGACUGGAUGGCGCGCGCUGUGCCAGGCGACGCGUUUGAGCAGAGAGCCGUUCACGGCGUUGGGCAGGGCCGCCGCCAGGCUUUCUUCGAGCCAGCGGGAGAGGAAGCCUUUGGACCAGAACAGAUGGCGUUUGAGGGCGGCAGCGGCGACAUGGGCGGCGGCGGCGGCGGCGGCGGCGCGUUUGUCCCUGAUGGCGGUGACGGGGACGCAGGGGCCGCGGGCGGGUUCGACCCUGAGCUGCUGUUGGACGAUUUCCUCAGCAGGCGCGGGGGAGCAGCUGGGGCCGCUCCCGGCGCCGCCCGCCGCUGCGUGGCCGGCGGCCUGCAAUGGCAGCAGAAGGCCGCGAGGCCCACGCCGCCGCCGCAGCAGCAGCCGCAGCGGCAGCAGCAGCGGUGGGCGGCAACGGGGGCCGGAGGGGCCAUGGCCCCUGCAGCGGCCCGACGCGGGGCUGGUCGGCAGGCAGGGCGGCCCGGCUGGUUCGAGGAUGGAGACCAGGCGCCCGGCUGGGGUGGGCGCGGCGCAUUCGAUGCCAGCGGCCGCACUGUAGGUGGCGGCAGCUUGCUGGACCCUGCCGCGCAGCCCGCCUUUGGCAGCUUUGAAGGCCCGCCUGCCCAGCGCCGCGGCACGGCACCUGCAGCCGCCGCACGUGGCGGCGGCGACAGGGCCGGUGGGGGCGGCGGGGGCCUGUUCAGUGGUUGGGACGUGGAAGAGGACGACGCAGAAAUGGCCCACGCCCGCGCGCCGGCCCUGUUGCCGGGCCUGCCGGCCUCCGCCCUGCGCGCCGCGGACAGCGGCGGCAGCCGGGGCCCCACCGCCGCGCGCCGCCGCGGCAACCACCCUGCGCCACCCGGGCCCCGGGCGCCGCUUGGCGCGUUCGGUGGGGGCGGCAGAUCGGGGUUCGACUUCGGCAUCGGCGAUGAUGCGCAAUUCGAAGGAGGUGACGCGCUCAUGUCGGACCCUUUUGACGGCGCGGGUCACCAUGAAAGCGACCCUUGGGGCCUCGAAGAUGAGCAGCUGCUGGGCAGCCGCCUCCCCAGCCUCUUCGGCGGCGACGGCGGCAGCCGGGGGACAGGCUGGGAUGCACGACGACCGACCGGCGGCGGCGCCGCGCGUGGCGAGGCAUUCGGCGCGCCGCCAGGCGCUGCGUGGGGCGCGCCGCCUGGCCGGGCAGGCGGUGGCGGCGGCGGCGGAGACCCGGCGCGGCGGGUGCCUGCUUUCAUGGCUCACCGCAACCCGAGCCGGCAGCUUGGCUACGCGCUGGCCGACGACGGUGACAUCAUCAUGGGCGGCGGCGGCGGCGUGUUUGGGGACGGGCGCGGCGGCAGGAAGCACAAGGGCGGCGGCGGGCGGCAGACGCGCCUGGCUUGGAAGUGA